Messenger RNA from Leptopilina heterotoma, 2199 nucleotides. RefSeq lists its product as uncharacterized. Gene Ontology annotation, molecular function: nucleic acid binding; RNA-DNA hybrid ribonuclease activity. The coding region runs from base 1 to 2199 and encodes 732 amino acids. Lineage: Eukaryota; Metazoa; Arthropoda; Insecta; Hymenoptera; Figitidae. The record is from RefSeq and is a predicted model, not a curated record. The transcript has a single exon.
AUGAGAGCCUGUAUAGCUCUUGGUUAUACACCGGAGUCUUGGAAAAAGACGAGGGUUGUGUUUAUUCCGAAGGCCGGUCGGUCAGGCUAUACUGUGGCGAAGGACUUCAGGCCAAUCAGCCUAACUUCCUUUAUAUUAAAGACGUUAGAGAAACUGGUGGAUAAGUUUAUUAGACAGGAAUGUCUUAAAGAUUUUGCCCUACAUCAAGGACAGCAUGCAUAUAGAGCAGGCUUCUCAGUAGAAACAGCUCUCCAUUCGGCAGUAGGUAGAAUAGAGGGACAAAUUAGCAGUGGUGGUUAUGCGGUUGGUACCUUUCUUGAUAUCGAAGGUGCCUUCCCUAACACCUCUAGCAAAACUAUCUGCAGGGCAGCCAGGAUGCGAGGCGUGCCCGAGCUGCUAGUUAAGUGGAUCAACAGCUGGAUCAUGCUUCGCGAAAGGGCCCUAGAAGCAGAGUAUGGUGAGGCCAAGGUAACCGGCCUUGUCUCAAAAGGGUGCCCACAGGGAGGAGUUCUCUCUCCUUUAUUGUGGUGCUUAGUGGCAGAUGAGUUAAUUAGAAACCUCAAUAGCCAGGGAUAUUAUACGCAAAGUUAUGCGGAUGAUUUCCUUAUAAUUAUAAGAGGGCACUCAAUUGAGACCCUCUUAGAACUUACGGAACGUGCGCUUAAGAUUGUCAAGGAUUGGUGCAAUCUGACUGGACUUUCUGUAAACCCAGAGAAAACGAAUAUAGUAGUUUUCACAAGAAAAUAUAAGGUACCGAGUUUGAAAAAACCGAUAUUUUAUGGAAAAGAGAUUUCCUUUUCUGAAUCGGCUAAGUAUCUGGGAGUAAUCCUGGAUAAAAAGCUGGUUUGGAGGGAACAUUUCGAAUAUCAGUAUAGCAGGUUUUGUACCGCGUUUUGGGCGUGUAGAAGGGCGAUAGGGUCAUCAUGGGGACUAAGGCAUAAUAUGGUCAACUGGCUCUAUCAGAUGAUCUUAAAACCAAGGUUUCUUCACGCGGUGGUUGUCUGGUGGUCUAGGACUCAACUGAUAACGGUUAAAGAGAAACUAGGCCAACUGCAAGCAAUGAUUUUCAGGGGUAUUACGGGGGCAAUGAGGACCACGCCAACAGCUGCGUUGGGAUUCAUGCUUGCCGAGGUACCUCUGCAUAUUGCCGCGGUGAAAAAGGCGGCUCUUACUAUGAGCAGGUUAACUGCGCAGGGAAGGUGGAAGGUUGGUGGUAUACACACCAAGCUUCCACGCUCAAUUCUAUCAAUACCAGAAUUAAGUAUGGUGCAAGAUAGAAUGAUCAAGAGGGUGAAAUUUAAACCCUGCUUUAAGAUCAUUACACCUUCCAGAAUGAACUGGAAGAAAGGUUUUCCACUUGGGGACGAAGUCUGGUAUACAGACGGCUCCAAGAUGGACUGCGGUGCAGGCUUCGGAAUUUAUCGGAAAACUGGCUGCAUUAAAGUGGCUGAGUCAUUAGGACAACAUGCCACGGUCUGGCAGAUAGAGGUCUGUGCGAUUUUAACUUGCGCCCAAAUAUCCAUUCGUAAUGGAACAAAGGGCAAGAGGAUUAGUAUUUGUGUGGAUAGUCAAGCGGCCUUAGGGGCUCUGAAAAAUCUCACAAUAGAAUCAAAACUCGUCUGGGAAUGCCGCAGCGUACUAGAUGAGUUGGGUUCAGCAAAUAGACUUUCAUUGAUUUGGGUACCGGGUCACUCGGAAAUCAAGGGUAAUGAAAGAGUAGACGUCUUGGCGAAAAUCGGUUCCGAUACGAAAUUUAUAGGUCCUGAACCAGCAGUGGCAAUAAUGCCAUGCUUGGUUAAGGGAGCCAUAGAAAGAUGGGGUGAAAGGGAACAUAAGAAGUAUUGGGCGAACGUUGGGGUGGGAUGGCAAGCGAAAACUCUGUUGGGGUUAGCACUCAACAAGAGGCGAGCGAGCGAUCUCCUAAAACUCGAUAAGAUUAGAGUUAGAACCGUAGUUCGUCUACUUACGGGUCAUGGACUAUUGAACUACCAUCAGCAUAAAAUAGGCAGACAAGUUUCACCUAUGUGCAGACUGUGUGGGGAAAGUAACGAAACUUCGACUCACAUAUUAUCUGAAUGCCCAGCGUUAGCUAGGAUCAGGCUAUCUAGCUGGGGUCAAGCAAUUAUUAUUGACCCUAAGCAGGUGAGCAACCUAUCCAUAGAAGAGAUACUGGACUUCUGGAGAAGAACAGGACUCUAA